GGGUUUUUCUUUCUGCACUGUUUAGACUGCCCCCGUCUCUGCCUCUGCCUGGCCCUGACCUGCAUGGGACUAAGGCAGAGGCAGUCGAUUGAACUUGGAAUUGAUUCAUGAGCUCUAUUUGAACUGAAUGGGUAAAUUGGAUGGGUGUGAACCCAAUACCCAAAUGGCUGUUAGUUGUUUGGAGUUCUCUUUUGUGUGCGAUAUGAUGUCACCCUUUUCGCAGAUAGAAUAGAAUUGUCGAAAUGAGUUCUUGUACCUAAUGAAAGAUUGUGACCGGUGCUCAGCGUGGGAUGGAAGCAAAAUAGGACUGUUGAGUGCUUUCCGAUGCCUGAUAAAACCAUCUUCUUGCGUGCAAGAUGAGUUUUUAGAAAUGUUUUUGGCGUGCUCAAAUGGCAUGGAGAGGCUUAAGGUCAUCACAUGGAGAUUUGGUUUCUGUAAACUUGUGAUAAGGUUGCAGACUUAUUUGUUUCAUGGAUGCGCGACUCUACAUCGUUUCGGUGUCUGCUGAUGUCACAAUUGACUAACACGUAGCUUCAUUUCAGGAAAGCAACUCAAAUGCAUCGAAAGCUUUUUAGAGUUUAAGGUGCUGAAACAUUUCGUAAUCUGUUUGAUCCCCAAUUUAACGCUAUCAUCCAGAUAUAUUAGGAGCAAGUAAUAUGCUGUGGAACAAAUCAUUUAGUUUGAAUGGUUGACUGCUGUGCUCCAUGUAUGUGGUAUUCUUUUUUCAGUUCCACCAUUAAGCUGAGCUUUGUGCCACACUGGUCAUCUAGGGAAUCAGCUUUGAGCAUUUAAUUUCCAUCUAAUCACACAGGAGCAGGUUCAUUCUAGUAAGUGACAACAGCGCAUUUUAUCCACCUCUAGUCUGAAGAUUUAUUUAUAGAACUGAGGUAGAAUUUCAGUAUUAGAACGAGGUCUUCAACAGACACAAAGGUGGAGAAAACUUAGUGAUAACAUUAAAAGCAGAAGGAUGGGCCGUUGUGCAUAUAAAGAUGUCUCGGCAAUCAACUUUGGGUUUGGAUAAAUUGCAACAACAAAGUCAUGUUGCAGAGCAAAGUCAGGAGCACAGAGUUGAAAUUCCAGGGUCAGAGCCUUCUUUGUCUCCCCAGUGUCAAACUAACAAUGUGUGUUUACAGGAAUCAACUUCUUCCUAUCCUGAAUGUUCAGCAGGGUACUCAAAAGGAUAUCGAGAAAAUACUGGUCCAAAUAUUAUUGAAAAUGUAUUUCCUGGUUACAGUAAUUACAUGAUAGUUUCUGAUCCCUACAACUUCUGUGGCACUCCUGAUUCACAGCUUUUACCAGCAAAAUAUACCAGCAAGUUUCAUGCAGAAUUGGUGCAAGAAACUCCUCCUUUAGCUGGAAACACCAAGUCUGGAGAUUCUCUCAUACCUUUUAGUUUCAAUGGCUGUGUGAAUUCAUCAAGAAUAGAAAGCUGGGAUUCUGGACGCCCUCAGUCAGGGAUGAUGAAUAAUAAUGGUUUGGUGAACUUACCUUUAUCUGUAAAUAUUACAACAACUGUUCCAGCUGCAGAGUUGUUGGCUGCUCCAAGCAGACGGUCAAAUACAUUUGGAUCAAAUAGCAGAGAGGAAAGCAUGGGUACAUAUUUUCCAGAUUCAAGUAUCCAAACAGACACCAUGCAGACCCUCUAUCUCAUGAACCCAGGGGUUGCAGGUUAUACUGAUUCAGUGGCUUCUGGGAACAUGGUACUCCUUAAUAAUAUGCCAGGAAAUGCAUUAACUACUCAUAAUUUUGUUGGGAAUGGGCAACCACAGCAACAUUUCAUUGAAAUCAAUGGCUCUGCUGCUUCCCGUUCCCAGCACUCUUCUUUGGGGGCUGUAGAAAAUUCUGCAGCAGAACAUAGUGUCACUUCAAGUAUACUCACGUCAGCACUUGGAGCCCAUACUUACAAUUCUUGGCACGGUAGAGGAAAUGGAAUGACUUUCCAACAGACAACAGAUGCAGCAUCCAGCAAUCAGUCCCUAUGUGGGCAAUUGAACAAUUGUGCCAAGCUUGAUAAUCCAUCAGUUGCUGAGAUUUCUCAACUAGGGAUGAGGCAUCCACCCAUGUCGUCAAUUGAAGAGCAGCAACCAGAGAUACUUACCAGGGGACUCCAGUUGCAAUUAGAUCAAUCAUCCACUGCCACUGGCCAGAGACAGGAGCUUUCUCUCAGGCUUUCCCCACAGCAUCCCUCAACUGUCCAGGUACCUUCUUUCCAAAAUCAUCACACUGACCUGGAUAUAAACUGCCCAGGUAUUGCUCAAGCAACUUCAGAAGACAAUAUGUAUGGAGUUGAUGGGGCCAAUCGAGAUGGGAUGAUGAGAACUGGGUUUUCAAAUUCUAUUCAUAGUCCUCACACUAGCAAACGAAUCCCAUCCAGUUUAAACAUGGUAGCUGAGUUCCCAAAUGUUCUUAGGGGCUGCAAAUAUCUUAAAGCAGCACAGGAAUUGCUUGAUGAAGUUGUAAGUCUUGGAAAGUUUGGGAAACAGGACUAUGCUAAGCAUCAUAAAUCACAUUCUCUAUGUGGUAGCAGGAAAGAUAAAGAAAAUGCUUCCACAGAAGAGGGUGGAAAGGAUGGAGUAGUUGACACCAGAAAUAGACAUAGAGCUUCAGCUGAAGAGGCCGAUUAUCCUCAUAACACCGAGCUUACUCCUGCAGAAAGACAAGAGCUUCAAAUAAAGAAGGCAAAGCUCGCUGCCAUGCUGGAUGAGGUGGAUAGAAAAUACAGACAAUACUACCAUCAAAUGCAAAUUGUGGUUUCAUCUUUUGAAGCUGUUACUGAGGUUGGUGCUGCCAAGACAUACACUUCUGUUGCACUUCAAACAAUUUCCAGGCAGUUCCGAUGCUUGAGAGAUGCAAUUACAGGUCAAAUUCGUGUAGUGGGCAAAAGUUUGGGUGAGGAAGAGAUACCAGAAAGUUGCAAAGGUGAAACUUCUCGUUUGCGGUUCAUGGAUCAACAGCUGCGGCAGCAACGAGCUCUUCAGCAACUGGGUAUGAUUCAACAUGCAUGGAGACCACAGAGAGGUUUGCCAGAGCGAUCAGUUUCUGUCUUACGAGCUUGGUUGUUUGAGCAUUUUCUUCAUCCGUAUCCCAAAGAUUCUGAUAAAGUUAUGCUAGCAAGGCAGGCAGGGCUGACUAGAAGUCAGGUUUCUAAUUGGUUCAUAAAUGCACGUGUACGCCUUUGGAAGCCCAUGGUAGAAGAAAUGUAUAUGGAAGAAAAUAAGGAAGCUGAGUUAGGACAUGCAUCAACUGAAAAACAUAAUAAGGAAAAUGUUGAAAAUAAGGAAGAGGUAAAGUCGGAUGAAGGACCUGGAAACAGCCAUUUUCGUCAAGAGCAGAAACAUACAGUAUCACACCUUGGUAGCAACAUACAGGAUGUAGUCUGCGAAGAACAAAAUAUGACAAGUGGCAGCUUUAAGUCUGAGCACUCCUCAGAUUCAAAUUAUAACAAAAACCGAACAUUAAGCAUGGAAGAAGCAUCAGAUGAAGAAGUAAUUCGUGAAGUUCAGGAUGAAGGUGCAUCACAGGGGCAGCUUAAAAAGGCUAGGAAUGGAAUUGAAGAUAAUGCGUACCAAUUUGCCCCCAAUAUUUUUACAAUGUUGAACUUUAAAUUGGAAGAAAGCUGUCCUUCAGAUACUUGUGAUAACAAGUUCAAUGAGGGAAGACAUAACAAUGAAGACUACAGUGUUGUUCAGAAUCACAUGUUUCUUGCAGAUGUUAAUGGAAGCUCAGGGGCAUACCAGCUCGGUUGUAUUAAUGGGUAUGAACAAGAUUCAUUCAUCAGCAGGUUUUCUGGAAGUGGUGGUGUGUCACUUACUUUGGGACUUCAACAAUCUGAUGGUGUAUCAUUCUCAAGAAAUCAACAGAGUUGUAUUUCCAAUCAAGGAAGGACUAGUGGAACUGGCAGGGCCUCUGAUGGCAAUUGUAACAUCAUGGAGACAGGAGUUGCACAUGCUGCAGAUGGGUAUGAUAGCAUUAGCCUACAAAACAGAGAGCAUUAUGGCUCUCAUCCAAUGUAGACUCUGUAGCUUAUAUCAAUGAAGAUGCUGUAUACUAUGUGCUUAAUGCAUUUUUUCUGUCUUGCAUGGCAUAUGUGUUCCUUCUUUCCUCCUAAUCAUGUCCUAGGAGGGUCAGACUUAAGUAAGAGUCUUAAGACAUGAAAUCAAGUUAUCUUCGUUACUUUGCCUUACUUUUAUUGCCAGGCUCUUUUCUUUCUCCCACUUGGAGGAAAGUAAUGUUAAGCCGAUUGUAAAAUAUAUAAAUAUAUAUAUAUAUAUAUGUGUGUGGAAAUACCAGUUUGUGGUAUUGUAAGCUCAAUUAGGUAUGUAAUACAUAAGGAUGAUUCUUGAGAAAGUAUAUGAUAUUUAAGAAAAUUUGAUGUUC
Molecule: messenger RNA, 4377 nt
Organism: Cryptomeria japonica (Japanese cedar)
Lineage: Eukaryota; Viridiplantae; Streptophyta; Pinopsida; Cupressales; Cupressaceae
Product: BEL1-like homeodomain protein 1
Exons: 7
Coding region: 990-4013 (1007 amino acids)
Biological process (GO): regulation of transcription by RNA polymerase II
Molecular function (GO): DNA-binding transcription factor activity, RNA polymerase II-specific; RNA polymerase II cis-regulatory region sequence-specific DNA binding
Source: RefSeq, a predicted model, not a curated record